AUGCAACUUUUAUUCCUUUCUUUUUUUUCUCUCGUCUCCGGACAAGAGUUGAUAUCGAAGAGCCUGCUCGGUCUGGGAAGUGAGCAGGCAGUCGCCGUCUCGGGAAGAGUCAUCUGCAACGGAAGACCGGCCGCGAAUGUGAAAGUGAAAUUGUACGAGAACGAAAUGAGUAAAUUGAAUUGAGCUGAAAUUUCAUUUGUUUGCAUCCAUUCAGUGUUCGAUCGUCUGAUGGAAGAAGGAACGUCCGAUUCGAACGGCGCAUUCAGCAUUUCCGGCUCUAAAUCGGAGAUCAGCACAAUCGAUCCGAAGUUGAACGUCUAUCACAAGUGCAAUUACAACGGGGUAACUAUUUAGAUUCUGUACUCAUUUGUUUCUUUCCUGUUUUCAGUUGUGCUACAAGAAGUUUACUAUUCACAUUCCCAGCGAGUACGUGACUACGGGCAAAGAUCCUGCUCGUACUUUCGACAUUGGCACGUUGAACUUGGCGAAUCAGUAUGCGGGACAAAGUACUGAUUGUCUCAAUUGAUCACUGAAAUUGAUCUGCAUCGUGAUUAAAACUCGUGUCAAAAUAAAUGUGAGCUUCUUAACCUGAUUCUAAUUGACUUUGCCGAUAAGAGAGUUGGCAACAACAGUUUAAAUCCGAAAAACAAAUUGGUGCCGUAAUUGUUUCUUUUCCGAUUCAUCUGUCGGCAUUCCAAUCCCUCGGUGUGCUUCCUUCUUACAGAAAGUUCAAGAUGUCUGUUUGUCACCAUAUGUGUCCCACCCCCGUUCUCCAAAUGACUCAGCGAUCUUUGUGCCACGUGCUGAGUCAGAUACUGUUUGUCCAGAUCGCUCAUCUGUGUAUGAAAUGGAGACCAAAAGUAUGAAAACGCGUUAAUUGAUUUCCCAAUUGCCUGUGUCGAAUAAACAGAAAGAAAAUGUACAGAAAUAACUAAUAUUGACAACUCUCACAAGAGACCAAACGGUAUAUAAGUUAGAGAAGAGCGAAAAUCGUAGUUUGGAUUGGAUACAGAAUGCAGUCGACACUACUCACACUUUUUGCUCUCUUCCUAACUGCAUUCGGCCAGGGAGUCAUUUCCAAGAACAUUUUCGGAAUUGGAAGUCGGCAGGCUGUGGCUGUCUCGGGAAGAUUCAUCUGCAACGGAAGACCGGCGGCCAACGUGAAGGUCAAGUUGUACGAGAAUGAGAUCUGUGAGUUGGGUCACUUCUGAAACGGAACUUCAACUGAACUGAAAUAUUUCAGUGUUCGACCGACUCAUAGAAGAGGGCCGAACCGAUGCGAACGGACAGUUCCGAUUGGCCGGCUCAAAACGGGAGAUCACCACAAUCGAUCCGAAGUUGAAUGUUUAUCACAAAUGCAAUUACAACGGGGUAACCGAACUGUUUUCCCUUCGGCUUGCCGUAAUUCGUCACUGAUCUUUUCAGUUGUGCGACAAAAAGUUCACCAUCCACAUCCCGGAUCAAUACGUUACUUCCGGGCGCGACGCCUAUCGCACUUUCGACAUUGGCACUUUGAACCUGGCAAACCAGUACUCGGGGCAGACUACAGACUGUAUCAAUUGAGGCGUCGAUACACGGAACAAAAAUAAAGAUCGGCGACAAAACCAAGAGAGUUUAUUGAAUUUGUAUGUGUAUAACAUGUUAAAUGAAAUGGUUUUUCGUACUUGUGCCAAUAGUAAAUGCGCAAACACUAACUUUGUUUUAGUCUUUUCCUGCUCUCAGUAAACAGUGCUCCCCCUCGGCAGCGCCCCCUAUAAAUAUCAGGUGGUGUCGGUGAGAGUUAUUCAAAGUUAAGAAUGUGCUCUCCGUCCUCUCUCCUCCUGCUCCUUGCUCUUUUCUCCUCCACCUACGCCCUUCUGGGUGUCGGAAGGACGCAAUCGGUGGCCGUCUCCGGAAGGCUCAUCUGCAAUGGACAGCCCGCUUCUGGAGUCAAACUGAAGUUGUACGAGAAGGAAUCCAGUAAGUUCAAGCUUCAAACCAUCUCUCCGGACCUCUUCAUUUUCAGCCUUUGAUGUUCUGCUGCAAGAAACUACUUCUGAUUCGAAUGGUCAGUUCCGUCUGUCCGGAUCCAAGACGGAAAUCUCGACGAUCGACCCGAAACUGAACAUCUACCACAAGUGCAACUACAACGGAUUGUGCUACAAGAAGAUCGGAAUCACGAUCCCGGACAACUACGUCUCUUCCGGAAAGACGCCGAGCAAGACGUACGACAUUGGAACUCUGAACCUGGCGAAUCAGUACACGGGACAGACCACCGACUGUAUCAACUAG
Molecule: messenger RNA, 2271 nt
Organism: Caenorhabditis sp. 36 PRJEB53466
Lineage: Eukaryota; Metazoa; Nematoda; Chromadorea; Rhabditida; Rhabditidae
Source: the annotation of a GenBank genome assembly